AGCUUCUUCUCUCAUUCUCUGUCUCUUUCUUUUCACGAGGGGAUAAACCCAGAAAUAUGCUCUUAAAUUUGAAUUUGGACAAAUAUUUAACGGAUAUUCCCGUACUGCCCCUCCGAAUAUUCUCCCCUUUCCGCUUAUAUUACCGUCUUCUUCCUCUUCCUCGAUCUUCCUCUUCCAUUUUCCUUCCACCAUUCCCAUUGCUUUACUCACUCACCCUCACCAUUUUCUUCCUAACCACUUUCCAUUUCCGGAGAUAUGAAAUUCGGGAAGAGUCUCAGCAACCAGAUCGAAGAGACCUUGCCGGAAUGGCGGGAUAAGUUCCUCUCUUACAAGGAGCUCAAGAAGAAGCUCAAACUUGUGCAGCCGAAGUCCGGCGACUCUAACAGACCUUUCAAGAAGCCUAGGCUUGAUGCUGAGGACGAUGCCGAUGCCGAUACCGAUGCGGAUGCUGUCUCCAAUGAGGUCGUUGAUUUCAUCACUCUCUUGGAGAAGGAGCUCGAGAAAUUCAAUUCGUUCUUCGUUGAGAAGGAGGAGGAAUAUAUCAUCAGAUUGAAGGAAUUACAAGAUAGAGUAGCUAAAGCGAAAUACUUUGAUGAAGAGUUGACACAAAUUCGUAAAGAGAUUGUUGACUUUCACGGCGAGAUGGUUUUAUUGGAGAAUUACAGUGCUCUUAACUAUACAGGCCUGGCCAAAAUCCUCAAGAAAUAUGACAAAAGAACUGGUGCACUUAUUCGCCUACCCUUUAUACAGAAGGUACUGCAACAGCCUUUCUUUACCACAGACCUACUCUUUAAGCUUGUCAAAGAGUGUGAGGCUAUGCUGGACCGCCUCUUCCCUGCAAACGAACAGCCUGCCUUGGCUGAGGCAGCUGUUGGUGAUGAAGGCUGUGCUCCUAGAGCAUCUGCCACCGCCACCUCGAACAGCGAUGGGCUUCCUGGGAUGCCCAAGGAACUCGCAGAGAUCGAACAGAUGGAGAGCGUGUACAUGAAGGGCACGCUAUCAGCCUUGCGAGUUCUAAAAGAAAUUCGAAGUGGAAGCUCAACUGUUAGUGAAUUUUCAUUGCCACCAUUACAGAUAAAUGGAGUAGACGGCACAUGGAAAAAGGUUCCCGUGUUGGAACAGGAAGCCAUAGCCAAGUAGAAUUUGGCUUUCAGAAUAUAACAUCACCUUAUUCCAUUAGUUUUACGACGGCAUCUUGUAAGAACGAAUUAGAUACUCAAACAUGUAAAAUCCUAAAUAUAAACCCAAAAAGUGUUACAAGUAGAAAGCCAAUGUUUUUCAUGUU
This is a messenger RNA of Cucurbita moschata (crookneck pumpkin), 1285 nucleotides long. Its product is annotated as SPX domain-containing protein 1-like. NCBI's taxonomy places the organism in Eukaryota, Viridiplantae, Streptophyta, Magnoliopsida, Cucurbitales, Cucurbitaceae. The transcript has 3 exons. Gene Ontology annotation, biological process: cellular response to phosphate starvation. The record is from RefSeq and is a predicted model, not a curated record. The coding region runs from base 256 to 1140 and encodes 294 amino acids.